AUCUUUGAGUAGAUUAGAAUUGACGAACAACGAUAGACAAAUAUAGUACUGAGUACGAUAGACUAGAGGAAAGUCAACAAAGUUAUAAAAUGAGGCGAAAAUAAAUAAAUUAUAAUAAAAAAUAGAAAUAAUAGUAUAACAAAUAUAUAUAAUACCUAUGUUGUAUAAAAAAUAUAUACAUAUAUAUUUAUACUCGUCGACUGUUUCGAUUUGAAUUAAGAUUUCGUAUACCAAACUGAAAUUGGGUACCUUUUAUGUAUGAGCUCCCAACUCAACUAUAAUAUUUCGAAACGGUUUAGUUAACUAUAAUGAAAUGGACCAAUCACAGCUCGCCGCGGUCAAGAGGGCGAAACAAAACGACAGCUCAAAUUAAUUAUUUAUUUUAGGUUGUACAGUAGAAACAAUUGCUUCAUAAGUCAUAAACGCACAUGUGACACCCUUAAUAUAGCAACAUCCAUAGACUACGAAAACCGCUUACCAUUGCUCGUUAGUCUCCAUAGGCUACGGUGGCCAAAAUCGAGAAAAAACUGUCUAAAAAUUGAAUUUAGCAAGGAGCAAGUACCAGGGCCUCAUGAGUUACGAGAAGGUGUCGUUCGUUCUUUUACUCUCACUAAGACGUAAUUAGAGUGACAGGGAAAAAUGCCCUCAAUUGACGAACUUCGGUUUUCGAAGUUAUAGACUUGGCCUGGCCGGAGCUUCAGGCGUUUCGUUUUCUAUGGAUGGCACCACGUGAUCACCGAUCAGCCGUCAUAGAAAUUGACGUGUCGGACGCCUAGCUCGCGCCCGGGCCGGUCUAGCAUGAGUCAUUGGGUUCCUAGUCUGAUUUCUUCCGAAAUACUGACACAAUAAAGGUAAUUCUGAUCAUUCAUUAAAGCGAAGUAAAAAAAGCGGCCAAGUGCGAGUCAGACUCACCCAUGAAGGGUUCCGUACCAUUUAUGACGUAUUAAAAAAACUACUCACUAGAUCUCCUUCAAACCAAUUUUUGGUGAAAGUUUGCAUGGUAAUGUAUAUCUUUAUUUUUUUUUUAAUUUUUCAUUCUAUUAUUUUAGAAGUUACAGGGACACACACAUUUUACCACUUUGGAAGUGUCUCUCGCGCAAACCAUUCAGUUUGGAAAAAAAUGACAUUAGAAACCUCAAUAUCAUUGUUGAAGACCUAUCCAUAGAUACCAGUCCCAUAUGGGUUUGUUGAAAAAAAAGUUUUGAGUUUCAGUUCUAAGUAUGGGGAACCCCCAAAAUUUAUUCUUUUUUUUUUCUAUUUUUGUGUGAAAAUCUUAAUGCGGUUCACAGAAUACAUCUACUUACCAAGUUUCAACAGUAUAGUUCUUAUAGUUUCGGAAAAAAGUGGUUGUGACAUACAGACGGACAGACAGACAGACAUGCCGAAUCCAUAAGGGUUCCGUUUUUUGCCAUUUGUUUACGGAACCCUAAAAAUGAUCUUGAUAACUAAACUUCCGUGAGACACAGACAUAUUAAAUAUGUUAAAACGAGUCACUCACGUAUUUUAAGAUUUUUAAGUCGUUUUCGUAUUUUAAAGGCUGGACAUAUUUCACUCCGUUUCGAGGAGUGUCGUCAAAAGCUCGCGUUGGCGGACCAGCGUGCGGCGGCUUGUCUGUGCCGGUCCCAGGCCGGUCCGUCAACGGAAGCUCUCUCCUUGGAACGGAGUGAAACAUGUCGAGCGUUUUCGACUUAAAAUAUGUGAGUGACCCGUUUUAACAUAUGUAUUUAAUAAAACUAUCUGGAGUUGAAACUUUGUUUAGUAUCGAUUGCCUCAAAUCUCUCUCAUGCAGAAUUAAUAUAGAAUUCUAUGUUACAUUGAAACAUGAAAUUGUGCAAUAAUUGUAAUGAAACUCACAACUGUACACAUGUUAUUUAUUGCAAAAUUUCAAUUUCAAUUUCGAACAAAUUUCCCAACUUUCAAUUUAGGUACCUAUGAUAAAAUUAAUAGGUAUUUUAAUUUUGCAAUAUUAUUUAUGAAGCAAGUAAUAAAACUUCGCACGUAGGGAAUUAUUUUACUUUAAACUUUCGCAACGAUAACAAAAAUGUCCAAUCUAAUUGUGCAACAUUCACUACAAUAACAAUAAAAUUCAACUAUUAUAUUUUAUUACAAAACAGCAAUCAUAUUUUCAAUUUAAACUUUCGGAUAAAUAUUAAAAUGUUUAAAAAUAACGAUCGAUCCAAUCGUGCAAUAUUCAGUUCGAAAACAGUAAAUAAACAUUUAAAUUUUAAUUGUACAAAUAGCCAAAACCACUAUUCCUCAUAAGUAUAAUUCAAAACAGCAAUUCAAUUUCUAUAUUUAUCACUAGAGCAAGGCAAAAUAACAAACAAACAAUUAACAAACAUAUUUCAUUACGAAACUAUAGUCUUAAAAAGAAAAUGCUGAGAGGAAUUAUUUUAGCCAGUUUAAUAUUGCUAUGUAGAGGAUAUAUUAAUCAUCGAUUGCAAAAUAUGUUUAAUGAAUUGCGACAAAGCAAGUUCCUGCCUGAAGCCAAGAGCGCCAGCAGCGGCGGCGGCGCACCGCGCUACGCCGGCCCGCAGCCGCGGCCGUACGCGCGGCCCGGCCGCUGGCUGCCGGCCGCACCGAACUUCGAUAUCGCCGCCGGUGUCGAAAGUGGCAGCGGCGAGCAGCACCCGCAGCCUUACCCGCAUCCGCACCCGCAGCCUUUCCGGCACCCGUACCUUCACCCACAACCGCGCCGGCACCCGUACCUGCACCCGCACCCACAGCCGCGCCGGCAUCCGUACCUGCACCCGCACCCACAGCCGCGCCGGCACCCGUACCUGCACCCGCACCCACAGCCGCGACGGCAGGCGGAGGACGAUGAAACGUCGGAAGAGUCGAAUUUCAACAACACUUAUUUCUGCCCGAUGCCAGGCAUGGCGCAAGAAGGGGCCACUCUGGCCCAGGAGAGCGAAUACCCGUGGAUCGCGCGGGUGGUACAUACGCCUCCCUCUAGUACGGUCAUGGCGCCUCUGAUCUGUACAGCGGCUGUGAUCUCGUCCAGAAUUUUAAUUACUGCCGCCAAAUGUAUUGCUACAGCUAAAGCAAACUACACAACUGUACUCAUAAGAACAAUUAAAUUAGCUGUGAAGACGUUUGUAUUUCCAGCGGAACCGUCGAAACAAAUGUUCGAUGACGUUGGGUUUAUCAUCACCUGGCACAAUGGAAGUGCUAUAAAUGUAAACGACUUCAAAAAUAUCACACUCACUUCAAGAAUACGAGUCAAUGACAAUUCUUUUAACUUUUUUGAAGAAUGGGCUAUAAAGAACUCCACUAUCGUCGGAUUCAUUGCAUCGGAAGAGUCGCCGGGGACUCAUAAGCUAUACAAGCUGGAAAAUAUGCACGCGAGCAACAGAGUCUGCAACGAGAUCUACCCAACGGUGAGGAACUCGAACGAUUACUGGGCGCCCUGCGUCCAUUCCUGUGGCCCCGAAGAACACAACAUGAACAGCGAGACUUGCCGCCGCUACCUGCUCGGUCUGGGGCACAUGGUUGUCGACGAACAGACCAACGAACUGAUCGGUAUAGUCACAUGGACGUGCGCCAACAGUGAUCGAGACAGACUUAGUAGACAAGGUCUGCCAAUGCCUCUUGGGUUAGCGGUCCCUAACAAGAAGACAUCAGAUAAAGAUCGAAAUUGUUCUAUUAAUGUAAGGGACGAUAGCACGAAACGUAGUAAUCUUACGUUUGGGUAUUAUAGGACAUUGUGUGUUAAUUUGUAUUAAUAUUAAUUGUUAUACCUAUGUAAAAUAAUUGUUCAUUAUUUAUAGUAAAAUGUACAUUUAUGGUAGAAGUAAUAAAGGCCUUUAUAUUUGUUUA
Cydia pomonella (codling moth) is the source of this 3819-nucleotide messenger RNA. RefSeq lists its product as uncharacterized. Bases 2376 to 3725 code for a protein of 449 amino acids. NCBI's taxonomy places the organism in Eukaryota, Metazoa, Arthropoda, Insecta, Lepidoptera, Tortricidae. The transcript is spliced from 5 exons. The record is from RefSeq and is a predicted model, not a curated record.